Brassica rapa (field mustard) is the source of this 756-nucleotide messenger RNA. RefSeq names its product small ubiquitin-related modifier 5. Gene Ontology annotation, molecular function: protein binding. The record is from RefSeq and is a predicted model, not a curated record. Lineage: Eukaryota; Viridiplantae; Streptophyta; Magnoliopsida; Brassicales; Brassicaceae.
UGAUGACUCAAAGGCAACAACAAAACACAAGACCAAGGGUAAAAAGGGAAAAGUAAAAAAGAGAGAAUGGUGGACCAAUAGUAAACUUGUGCGAGGAUCGUCCUUUAAUGCUCAAAAGCUCUCUUUAACUUUCCUCAGCAUCUCACUUUUCUUUUUACGCUGCUCUCUCUCUCUAAAAACCAAGAAACCUCUAAAUUAGAGUACAGAGAUAAGGUUUGUUCACUCUUUUAGUUCACUUUUAGUGUUGACACAACAAUGGUGAGUUCCUCAACGACGAUCUCUGCUUCUACUGCAUCAAAGUCUCGAUCUCUUACUCCCCAAAGGAAGAUUACCCUCAAGGUCAAGACCCAACAGGAUGGAAGAGAGGAUGUUUAUAAGAUUGGUUAUAAUGCACAUAUGAAGAAACUGAUGGAUGCAUGCUGCACCAAGAGAAACUUUGAGAAAGACACUGUCAGAUUCAUCUUCGGUCGUAAAGAGCUCAAGCCACGACAAACUCCUGCUCAGCUGAUGAUGGAAGAAGGAGAUAUCAUUGAUCUUGUCACCGAACAAGGUGGUGGCUAAUCUCGCCGGAACAAGGAAGAUAUUUUUAGGCCUUUUUUAGUUUAAAAGACUUUUUAAACUAUUAAACAAUUUCAUUAUUAGACUUGUAAUUUCUGGUUUGUAGUUGCUGUUGCAUCUUAUUAUCUGAAACGUUGUUGUCCGGUUGAUUUUAGUUCGUAUUGUCGAGGAAAUUAAUAACAGUCAGUUUUCUCUAUC